AUGCCGAAGAAAAGAAACCACAUCAGGUCCUUCAAGCCAACUCCAGCGGCUUUUCCGGCAGCCUCUUCAUCUGGCGGCUCUGCAGACAAGCCCUCCCGAAGCGUCAACGAGCUCCUAGCAAACCUACGUCGUACCUCGACUGGCCCCUCCGCCGCCGGUGCCGCCGCCUCCCCGCCAGCCCUGCCUGCAACAGCUCCGAGCGUGCCCCCCGCCAUCAGAGAGAUCCUCCAGAUCCCCGAGACGCCAGCCCCUGCUCCCCGACACAUCACUCGCCAGAGAUUCGACGGCCAUGGCAGAAGACUCCCUGCUGGUCCUCCUCCGCCGGGGAGCUGGGUCUCCCGCGGCCCCGCGGAUCCCUCUGCUGAGGCCUCCUCGAGCUCCUCGCGGUUGAGCCAGAGGGGCCUGCAAGAUUCCUGCCUGCCGGGGACCUACCUCCCUUCCCGUGGGAGUAUGAUAGAUAUCGUUUUGCGGAAGCUCGCAUGCGACUGGAGCUUCCACCGAGUCUACAACCAGUAUCAUCUGUACUUUGUGCCCAACCAUCUCAAGUCAGCCCUGAUCCGUUACGUCGGAAUCGCGAGCGAGGACGGCUUGUCCAUCAGUGAUCUCAAGAUCAUUCUGCUGCCGCCGCCGGAUACCUUUGACGAGGAUGAGUUGGAUGAGCUGGCUACUUCAAACCUAGAGGUCAACUAUCUUGAUCUAUCGGGGUCCAUUGGCCGUUCGAUGAGAUUAAAGGAUAUUAGUGACUUGCUGUUUCCCGCGAAGGAGCAGGAACCCGCGUCAGAGCUUCAAGAAUCCUGGGACACAGCCGAGGCGAUCCCCAGCCCUCCUCGGACUUUGCUGCCCAACCUCACCCACCUGUCGCUCGCCUUGCAUCCUCAUCAUGCCUCGUCUGCAUCCUGGAGGCAGCUCAUUGCACUGUCAUCCAAGCUCACGACGCUCACCCACCUGAGCCUUGCGUACUGGCCCGAACCGUGCUUUACGCCCCGGGCUCGGAUGUCGACAGUGGCCACUCCCCAGGGGGGCCAGAUUCCGUACGGGGGCACGAAUCUGUACUCCCAUUCCCUCGAUCACGACUGGAGCGAGGCGUUGCUCGUAUUGCGCAUGUUUAGUAGGAAUCUAUACGCGCUCGAGUUUCUGGACCUCACCGGUUGCUCACCCUGGUUCAAGGCCCUGUGUGCUGAAUCUGGCCACGACUUUGUCAAUUGGGCUGACAGCUGGGGCAAGAUCACUGAGCUUCGGCUCUACACGGGAUGGACCCCUGGUCCGGAUGCCUUGCCCUCUGAGCAAGCGAGCUAUAGGGAAUCUAUCGAGAUGGCCAAGAGUGUGGCGAAACAUGUCCGAACGAUGAGGGCUGGCAAGGGACGGUUUAUUGCUGUAGAGCACGACCAUCUAGACGCAUAG
Messenger RNA from Fusarium falciforme, 1401 nucleotides. RefSeq lists its product as hypothetical. The coding region runs from base 1 to 1401 and encodes 466 amino acids. The record is from RefSeq and is a predicted model, not a curated record. NCBI's taxonomy places the organism in Eukaryota, Fungi, Ascomycota, Sordariomycetes, Hypocreales, Nectriaceae. The transcript is spliced from 2 exons.